CUCAGACAGUGUGUAGCUGACCAUAGUUCUUGCGGGACAAGGAACCAUGGCGUCAAGCUUCCAUCUAGGCUACUUGAGCUCCAUUCGAAUGCCAUAAGACUUCGAGAGGCGUGUGAAGUCAGUAGAAAUAUGAAGUACGCUACACUCAGCCACUGUUGGGGACCAAGAGGAGUCGAGGCAAAACUCACAAAGGAAUUGCUGGAAGACUUUCGUGCGAAUAUUCGGCCGGAGUCUCUCCCAAGAACAUUUCAGGAUGCUAUCUCUAUCACCCGGAGACUGGGGCUUGCAUAUCUUUGGAUUGAUUCCUUGUGUAUCAUACAAGACGAUCCUGUUGACUGGGAAAAGGAGUCGAUUUCUAUGAGCGAAGUGUACGGCAACUCUUGGGUCAAUAUUGCGGCGUCCUGGGCCAAAGACUGUAGCGAAGGGUGCCUCUACAGGAGCAACCCCAAAAUAGACAGAUUCCAAGUCGAAGUCAAAGCUUGGCAAGAUCGUCAAGUACGGUUGCAGACCCUAGAAGUGAUCCCGGCGAACAUGGUGUUGAAUUCAAUAUCAAUGAGCGUGCUGUCAGAUCGAGGUUGGGUACUCCAAGAACGUCUCCUUUCGCCUAGGACGCUACAUUUCACCAAAGCACAAAUAUUCUGGGAAUGUAAUACGCUACUGGGAUGUGAAAGCUUUCCAAACGGAGUUCCCGCAUGUACUACUGUGUCUGAUAUCCAUAUCGUCAAAAAUAAUUUGUCAGAGCAAUGGCACAGGAUCAUUACCAAAUACACUCGUUGCAAUUUAACGCAACGUCGAGACGUACUUGUGGCGAUGUCUGGUAUUAUCAAAAGGUUACAGGAACAAAGGCAAGACAUUUGUGUUGCGGGAAUUUGGAGACAGGACCCCGAGAUGCAACUUCUUUGGAUGAGGUCCCCAAGUGACGUCCAGAAGGCUCGAUAUCUGUACACAGCUCCAACGUGGUCAUGGGCGUCAUCGCAAGGCCCAAUACAGCAACAAGAA
Mollisia scopiformis is the source of this 999-nucleotide messenger RNA. RefSeq names its product HET-domain-containing protein. The record is from RefSeq and is a predicted model, not a curated record. The annotation marks the transcript as partial. The transcript is spliced from 2 exons. NCBI's taxonomy places the organism in Eukaryota, Fungi, Ascomycota, Leotiomycetes, Helotiales, Mollisiaceae.